UUCGUCAUCUCCGCAUAUACCCCAUCCGAAACUGCAUACUUUACAAUUCCCAAGUCAUCUCUACCUUGUCAUCCAAGCAACAUGGAAAUCAUCAAGAUUUUCAUAAUACCGUUAAUCUUAGCUGUAACCCUUCUCCAAGGAGAUGCACAAGAGCUUCCCAUCGAAAAUCCCAAUAAGCCGGAAGACCGUGUCCCUGCAACGCUUACCUUUUAUCGGACGGAUGGAAAUAGUCAGUACGUCGCAGUUUCAUCGAAAUUAAGCGACACGAGUGAAGAUGAGGAUUGGCAAGAUUUCUUCAGCGACGCCUCAACCGUCGAUGUCAUCGCGUGUGUGACAGGAAUUUGGAGAUUCUUUCCUUCCACAAACUAUCACGUUACUCCCGAAGCCACGGGGUACAUCCUUGGGAAAAGUGAUAAAUCCAGUUGUUAUUUCAUUGGCCAAAAUGGAGCUGUGUUUCUUGACUUAUUGUCAUAUCGGGGGUUGGGUGGGGACGACGUAAACUGGGAUGCGAUUCACUUCUUCACGGAAGAUUACGGGGGUGGCGAGACGAUGUCGUUUUACGCCCCAUUUACCGGCAUCCCGGACGAAUUAAUACCAAACAUUCCAAACCAAGUUUUCGUCACGAGAUCCUUCCUCAUCACGGGGAAACAACCGGCUGACCCUGAUCCCGUAAAUACGCCGGUUUACAGGAUAAUUUUUGAUCCUUUAGGCGACGCUAGGGAAGGUUCGGUUUGCUUUGUGUUAAAUAAGGAAACUGUUGAGGGGAAGGUUAGCAGGAUGCAUUUCCAGGAACGCAUGUACUACGUGGAUGAUAGUGAUGGAGGAGUAAACUCGCUAUUUAUGGGAUCCUUGCAGCAUUUUACGCUGAAUAAUAUGAUCGAAGAUGAUUGUAAAGUAAAUUCUACGGUGGGACAAAAACGUCUGGAGAGUCCUAGGUCUGUGGCAACGUUCCCACUUAUUGGUGCUUAGAAAUAGUUUAGUGUUAAAAAGUGUGUUAUAAAUACAUGUACAUGUAUCUAAUUGUUUCUUGUAAAGUACAGUAAUAAAUACAUGAUGUGAGAA
Folsomia candida is the source of this 1062-nucleotide messenger RNA. RefSeq lists its product as uncharacterized. NCBI's taxonomy places the organism in Eukaryota, Metazoa, Arthropoda, Collembola, Entomobryomorpha, Isotomidae. The transcript is spliced from 2 exons. Bases 82 to 969 code for a protein of 295 amino acids. The record is from RefSeq and is a predicted model, not a curated record.